Sorex fumeus (smoky shrew) is the source of this 2826-nucleotide messenger RNA. It is a transcript of the gene ADAM12, whose product is annotated as ADAM metallopeptidase domain 12. The record is from RefSeq and is a predicted model, not a curated record. The coding region runs from base 53 to 2776 and encodes 907 amino acids. The transcript is spliced from 23 exons. Gene Ontology annotation, biological process: proteolysis. Gene Ontology annotation, molecular function: metalloendopeptidase activity. Lineage: Eukaryota; Metazoa; Chordata; Mammalia; Eulipotyphla; Soricidae.
CCGCCCGCGCCCGGGGCUGGGCAGCGGCUCGCGCGCCCGGACGGGCCUCGCCAUGGCCACGCGUGUCCUGCUGCUCGCGCUGGCCGCGGCCCUGCAGGCGCCCCGCGCCGCCCGCGGGGUGAGUUGGGGGAGCACCUUAGCACCUGCCACACCUGAGACCCCGGCAAGGGGUGGGGGCGGAGCUCAUGAAGUGAUCAGCAUCUCGGCCUUGGAUGGAAGCUUCUGGAACCCGAUGGAGCAACUCCACCGGCAGGGUCACCCAGAAGUCCUGAGUUUCCGGAUCCAGCUGGAAAGCAGAUCCCUGGUCGUCCACCUGGAGAGAAACGAUGGCCUCAUCGCCAGUGGGUUCACGGAAAUGCAUUACCAGCAGGACGGGACUCUGGUCUCCCUCACUCGGAACCACACGGGUCACUGCUACUACCACGGGCACGUGCAUGGCCACCCCGGAUCCAGCGUCAGCCUCAGCACAUGCGCCGGGCUCAGGGGACUUCUGACCUUUGAAAACCAAACCUACAUCUUAGCCCCAGAGAGCAACGCCCGUAGCGGAUACACGCUCUCGCCGGCCCAGGGCCUGCCGGCCUUCAGGGGCUCCUGUGGGUCACAUGAUCAUCCUGCGGACCCCCAGCGUCCACCACCAUCCCAGACGCCGCCCAGACGGCAAAAACGAGAGACCCUCAGGAUGACAAAGUACGUGGAGUUGGUUAUCGUCGCAGAUAACCGGGAGUUUCAGAGGCAAGGCAAAGACUUGGAGAAGGUGAAGCAGAGACUCCUAGAGAUCGCUAAUCACGUCGACAAGUUUUACAGGCCCCUGAACAUCCGCAUCGUGCUGGUGGGUGUGGAGGUGUGGACAGACGUUGACAAGUGCUCCAUCAGCCAGGACCCCUUCACCAGCCUCCACGAGUUCCUGGACUGGAGGAAGGUGAAGCUUCUGCCGAGGAAAUCCCAUGACAACGCCCAGCUCGUCAGCGGGGUCUACUUCCAAGGCACCACCAUCGGCAUGGCGCCCCUCAUGAGCAUGUGCACGGCAGAGCAGUCAGGGGGCGUCGUCAUGGACCACUCAGACAGCCCCCUGGGUGCGGCUGUCACGCUGGCGCACGAGCUGGGCCACAACUUCGGGAUGAACCACGACACACUGGAGCGAGGCUGCAGCUGCAGAAUGGCGGUCGACAAAGGGGGCUGCAUCAUGAGCCCCUCCACCGGGUUCCCCUUCCCCAUGGCCUUCAGCAGCUGCAGCAAGAAGGACCUGGAGGCCAGCCUGGAGAAAGGCGUGGGGAUGUGUCUCUUCAACCUGCCGGAGGUGAAGCAGUCCUUCGGGGGCCAGAAGUGUGGCAACGGCUACGUGGAGGAAGGAGAGGAGUGUGACUGCGGGGAGCCGGAGGAAUGCACCAACCUCUGCUGCAACGCCUCCUCCUGCACCCUGAAGCCAGAGGCGGUGUGCGCGCACGGGCUGUGCUGUGAAGACUGCAGGCUGAAGCCUGCGGGGACAGCGUGUAGAGGUUCCGGCAACUCCUGUGACCUCCCCGAGUUCUGCACGGGUGCCAGCCCCCACUGCCCCGCCAACGUGUACCUGCACGACGGGCACCCGUGCCAGGGCGUGGACGGCUACUGCUACAACGGCAUCUGCCAGACCCACGAGCAGCAGUGCGUCACGCUGUGGGGGCCAGGUGCGAAGCCCGCCCCUGGGCUCUGCUUCGAGAGAGUCAACUCCGCCGGGGACCCCUACGGCAACUGCGGCAAAGACUCCAAGAGCUCAUUCGCCAAGUGUGAGGCCAGAGAUGCUAAAUGUGGAAAAAUCCAGUGUCAAGGCGGCGCCAGCCGGCCCGUCAUUGGUACCAACGCCGUCUCCAUAGAAACGAACAUCCCCCUGCAGGAGGGGGGCAGGAUCCUGUGCCGGGGGACCCACGUGUACCUGGGCGACGACAUGCCGGACCCCGGCCUCGUGCUUGCCGGCACCAAGUGUGCAGAUGGAAAAAUCUGCCUCAGCCGCCGGUGUCAGAACGUGACGGUGUUCGGCGUCCACACGUGUGCCCAGCAGUGCCACGGCAGAGGGGUGUGCAACAACCGGAAGAACUGCCACUGCGAGCCGCGCUGGGCACCCCCCUUCUGCGACCGGCUGGGCUUCGGGGGGAGCACCGACAGCGGCCCCAUCCGGCAGGCAGGGCAGCCAGGGACGACCGUGGGAAUCCUGGCCAGCGUCCUGAGCGUCCUGGCCGCGGCGUUCGUUCUGUACCUCAAGAGGGACACGCUGGUCCGGCUGCUGUUCACCAACAAGGAGACCACCAUCGAGAAACUCAGGUGUGUGCGGCCCCCGAGGCCGGCCAGCGGCCCCCAGUCUGGCUGGGCCCAGCUCCCCGCCCUGGGCCAGAGACCCCUGAGGAAGCCGCCUCUGACCAAUGCACUGCAGGACGGUCCCAGGAGAGUGCUGUCCUUUUCGAACGUGGACAUCAGCGGGCCCCUCAAAGCCCCCGCCAGCCCUCAGCCCAGCCCGCCUCCUCCGCCAGGGUUCCCGCCCCGCCUGCAGGCAGUGGGAGCACCCAGCGCCCCUGCGAGGCCCCUGCCCAUCAGCCCGGCGCUCAGGCAGGCUCAGGGAGCCCGGAAGCCAAGCCCCCCACGGAAACCGCUACCUGCGGACCCUCUGAGCAAGCCAGGCCGGCUCAGCAGUGCUGCGGCCAGGCCCCGGGGCCCUGCGGAUUUGGGGCUCCAGCAGCCUCCCGUCAGACCUGCCCCCAAACACCCUCCCCACAUGCCACGACCCGCCCCGGCCUCCGGCAAGUGAGACGCCACCUGCCGGCCUGGACCGCCCCCAGACCAGUUUGCACUAGCCGC